Messenger RNA from Bombyx mandarina (wild silkworm), 6307 nucleotides. It is a transcript of the gene Art4, whose product is annotated as arginine methyltransferase 4. Gene Ontology annotation, biological process: chromatin remodeling; peptidyl-arginine methylation, to asymmetrical-dimethyl arginine. Gene Ontology annotation, molecular function: histone H3R2 methyltransferase activity. The record is from RefSeq and is a predicted model, not a curated record. Lineage: Eukaryota; Metazoa; Arthropoda; Insecta; Lepidoptera; Bombycidae.
GACAAAAGGAGGGAGAGGAAGUUUGUGAGUGAUCGAUUUUGCGCCGGCCCUGUAAACUUUUCAACGGCAUUUCUCUUUGUUUGCAAUAAAACGUGUGAUUUAAUAACAAAACAUCCAACUAACCAAAACGUUUUUAUAAAAUGGCGAACACGUUUCGCGGCGUGACGGUGUCGACCGUCAACAGCGAUGGCGUUCUGACGCCUCGAUUCAAUUUCCCGACGAACGUAAACGUGGACUACGACCCGCAAGGGCUGAGUGUGAAAGUGAUACGUGCUGAUCCUGUGCUCGCGCAGGAGGUGCUGGAGUUUCCUGUUCAUAGCCAGAGUGAGUGUUCCCGCGUGGCCGGACAGUCAUACAUAUUUACGAUAGACAAUGAAACGCUAUUUUUCAAAUUGGCAUCCGACGCAGACUGCCAGAGUUUCCAUCUGCUCGUCAGCAAAGUCAAGGCGGGCAGGUCGUCCUCAGUUUUCACGGUCAGGACCGAAGACUCGUCGGCGAUGCAGUACUUCCAGUUUUAUGGUUACCUGAGUCAGCAACAGAACAUGAUGCAGGACUAUGUCAGAACGAGUACAUAUCAGCGCGCCAUAUUGUCUAAUGUGAACGAUUUCAAAAACAAAGUGGUCUUGGAUGUUGGGGCAGGCUCCGGGAUACUUUCGUUUUUCGCGGCCCAGGCAGGCGCUCGGAAGGUUUACGCAGUAGAAGCCAGCAACAUGGCGCAUCACGCACAGGCCCUAGUCAGAGCGAACAGUUUACAUGAUCGUAUCACAGUCAUAGCGGGUAAAAUUGAAGAAAUUGAAUUACCAGAAAGUGUUGAUAUAAUUAUCUCUGAACCGAUGGGUUACAUGUUGUACAAUGAACGUAUGUUAGAGACAUAUUUACAUGCGAAGAAAUGGCUAAAACCGAAUGGUAAUAUGUAUCCAACGAGAGGUGAUCUCCAUAUAGCACCAUUCACUGAUGAUGCAUUAUUCAUGGAACAAUAUAAUAAGGCUAAUUUUUGGUAUCAAGUGUGCUUCCACGGGGUAGACCUGAGUGCAUUACGCACAGCUGCUAUGAAAGAGUACUUUAGACAGCCUAUAGUUGACACAUUUGAUGUACGCAUAUGCAUGUCUCGGUCUGUUAGACACGUUGUUGACUUCUUAAAUGCUCAUGAAACUGACUUACAUCGUAUAGAGGUACCCUUUAGAUUUGAACUAACCCAGUCUGGUACUUGUCACGGAUUAGCUUUCUGGUUUGAUGUUUUAUUUGCUGGGGGAACACAACACAUAUGGUUAUCGACUGCACCAACGGAACCUUUAACGCAUUGGUAUCAAGUGCGGUGUUUGCUUGAGACACCUAUAUUUGCUAAACAAGGUCAAGCUCUUACAGGUCGAGUGCUUUUGUUGGCAAACAAGCGCCAGAGCUAUGAUGUGACAAUGGAAGUGAACUUAGAAGGUACAAAUAUAUCUUCAUCAAACACAUUGGAUUUGAAGAAUCCUUACUUUAGGUACACAGGUGCUCCAGCAGCACCUCCGCCCGGAGUCAACAGCACAUCCCCAAGUGAAAACUACUGGAACUCUAUUGACACAACAACAUCUAUCAGCAACGGUCAGGUUAUCCUAACAGAUGGCACCCAACAAUACUGUUCAACUCCAGAUCAAACUCUUUCAUAUGGAGCCCAUCCGAAUAUGAUCAAAACAGUGAUGCUUCAAGAAGAAUUCAUCAAGAGAAUCGGGAUCAGUCAGAACGGGGACAUAUAAUCCGCGAGGUUGCGCCGUGCGCGCCUUAGAGCUAUUAGAAACCGUCGUAAUCGGUUGUGAACAAUAAACAACUCAAUAGUGUGUAAGUGAACUAUUUAUUUCGACAUCACAGUGCUGAAAUCAUGACUGCGGAGCGUAUUUGAAGUGAAAACUGCAAUCGGUGGUCCCUAUGUAGACAUUUGAAUGCAUAAGAAAUGAACAAAGUCGGACAGAAUUACAAAAAAAAUUUGGAGGACUGUGGAUACAUUUUUAAUACUUUUUUCUAAAUACUUUUCUUUUACUAUACUAGUAAUUAAACACAAAAUUUUCAGGCAUGAUACAAAAAACGUUAUUUUGUAAUUUCAAUACCGUACAUAGGGUCCAUUGGAAUUUUAACUUGCAUCGUAAUUUUUUAGUAGUUUUGUUACAUUUUAAUAAACAUUUAGAAUAGAUAGAAGAGCUUUGAAACUUUUUAAUUCGAGCUCUGGAAAUUUAAGGAAAUGUGUAUGUAAUAUUAAGACAUUGUUGCAUCAGACUUAGCACAUGAACAGACAAAUGUAUUUCACUUAUUAAAAUGCUAAAAACACAUUUGCAUGUUCUAUUGGUCAUAUAUAUGUCCAUGGUAGUCUAUAAAGAAAUUGUUAAAUUAGUUAAUAAUAGUAACAUUUUCUGAAUGAAAAAAUGUUUUUUGUCUGAUCUUCUCAAUUGUAUAAAUAAAAUUCAACUAAAUAUUGAUGUACAACUCAAAAUCAAGAUUGCGUUGAAUGUGUUAAUAGGGUAUUUUGGGUGUAUUGGCAACAUUCCCAAAAAUGAAAGGGGGCAAUGAAGUUCAUUUUUCACAUGAUGACACUUAAAAUAUGUUUACAUUUUUUUUAUUGAAACAUGUACCGUAAUUUAGCACCACAUGUAAAUGUCAAAAUGUCAAUUGAUAUGCAACUGGCACUCGGAGUCAACGGACACGUAAAUUGCUUUUUCAUCCAAACACUAAAAUGACCGGUGACCUUAUUCAUAAUAAGUUAUCACAGCUUUAUCAAUUUGCCAUAAGAAGUCUGUCAAUCAUGAGAUUUGUGUUUUUAUUGUGAAAGAAACUUUGUAAUAGUCUUCUUAUAUCAGAUUGGUUAAGCUCCAGUAAGAGAUUAUGAAUAAGUAACUUAAAUUAAAGUUGUUAUUCUGUUAUGCUCCGGAAAGAAUACCAUUGUUAUUUCGAUUUCGAGAUUGUUACUUUUACACCCUCUAUUUGAGGGUAACAAAUAAUGAGCAUCUGUGAGUACAAGCAAAAAACGAUAGGUUUUUGGAAGCUGUAUCACAAUGAUAUCACACGGUGUAUCACGAUAAGCAGACAUAAAAUAUUUUUUCAUAAGAAGACUGAACAAAAGUGAUAAACAAAAAUGUGUCCAAUACACAUUUUGGAUAUCAGAAUCGCAAGCAAUAAUCGAUGUAUAGUUAAUUUCUAAUCAUAAUUAUUAUCUAUACUAAUAAUACUUAUGUAAAUAAAUUAGAAACUCUCGUGACAAAACUACUCAAAAAGCAUAAUAUUAAGUACAAGAUUUAUAAUUCAUAUAUUUAGAUAAGAGUAAAUAGUUUUUUUUUUUCAGUCAGGAAAGAUAAGAAAUUAAUUAUAACUCAUGUUUAUUUUUGUAUGUAAUCACUUUAAAUGAUUUGCAACUCCCAAUACCUUUGAAAGAUAAAAUAUAUUUGGCAAUCAAUUUGCAAACGUCAUGUUGUCUGUAGGUAUUUUAGCACUUACCUUCUGGUAAGGUGCCCUGCCUAGAUCUGCAAUUAAGCAGUCAAUGUCCUUGGGCAAGACAUUUUGAAACUAUAUUCAGUAGGCUAUAUUCUGAAGUCGAUUCUUUAUCUGGAAUAUCGGAAGACCAAAGAUUGUCGACAUUCGCGAAACCUCGAAUCUAUCCACGUUUUAUUUUAACGCGUUCUGAUACUGGCUACUCCUCCUCCUUCCGUUGAUAAUCCCGAGUGGUCGUGGCCUCAUGAGGCUUUCUUGGGAAAAUAGACAUGGUGGGGUCCCGCAUCCUUCCACGGCAGUGCUUUUGGAAGAGCUUUAGUUCUUCGAGGCCGUUGAAGCCUUAUUUGGGUCCGGCUAAUUAACCGCCGGCCGACAUUCGGCGUUCUCUUCUACGGUGGAAAGGCCGAACUUCAACUCAACCCUCCUCUUCGGGCCUUUGGGACCGGCAUUGGCAGAGUUAAACAGCGAAUAGCUAAUAAAAAUUCUAUUUCAGAAACGAAUUUCUAAACUGGGGAAAAUUUUAAUAGGAUUGGAUAUACUGGAUUUAUUUUUUAUUGAUUGAUUGAUUGAUUAUAAUUACUAACGAAAUGUAGUAAUACAUUUUAACGUUGUAUAUUAGUUUCAUCUUUAAAGGUAUUGUGAUCGGCGAGUCAGUUUCGGUAUUAGAUUGAUUCCAAUUGUAUUCAACACAAAAAUGAAGGUAGCCACUAAUUGAAGAGGAAUCAUGGUUGGCUAUCUAUCUAAAUUUUGUUCGCUUUGUAAUUAUAAUGAAGCUUUAUAAAUCUUUUACCUUAUAUUGUGCGAAAUUACUCUAGGGUAAUAAACUUAGUGUAAGAUAAAAGUGCUGAAUUUACAAUAGUGAUUAUCGCUUCAUUAUCGAAUGAAUACUCACGAAAAUACAGACUUGAUGAUUUACAGCAACGUACCGUUUAGAUCAGACCGAUCGUAUUUAGGAGAAAAAUACUUUAGCCCUCCCAAAGGGACGUGAACGUGAAUCUAUUCAUGAUUUCGUCUUUAAUGACAUAAUUUUUUUUUUUCAAUCUUCAAAUCAUAAGUGCUUUGAUCUCAAAAUAACUUUGAAUAAAAUUUCUUUGACAAAAGUAUAUUUUUGACUUAUUAUUUCGUUUUGACCUUUGUUUUCUUAUGAAUGUCCCUUGCAUGAAUCCUUUCGCCGCCCUUUGGGAGUGACGUGCUUCGUAUUAUUAUUUUUUAUACAACAAACGCAAAAAUCACAAUUUUUUAAUAAUUAUGUAUAUAUAGAUAAUAAAUCAUGCAUAUUAUUUUAUUAUGAUUACUGACGAAACAGUAUUGUCCUCGAUAGCGAACGUUUAAUGUAGUUUAUAGAACUCUCUUGAGACUUCUAGAGAGUUCCCUGGUGCAUUAUUUUGUAUGAUUAUGGCGAUAACUGACAGACAUUGCGUUUACGUCAUUUGAACAUGGAAAUUGUUAAGUUCCUUACGACUAGUUUACAUAGAUCGUCAAAGAAUUGUAGAGCGCAUUCUAAAUUUAAAAAAAAAAGCCUCCGAGCAAUUACAUACAUCCGUCCUCUUGUUCAUUGGAAGGCGCUUAAAAAAUUAGAUACCACAUUUCAGAUCAGUAUUUUAAAUACAAUAUUCUAAAUAGUUUUCUUUUUAAUACGAGCAAGGAAAUAAACAAUUUUCCCAACAACAGAGAGACCACAAAUGUCAAUGUUCAAAGGCAGAGAUGAAAACGUAAAAAUCCUAAAACUUUGGUGCUGAAUUCCUUUUGUGAUUAAAUUAUAACAAGACUACCUCAUAAUUGGGCAGACAUUGGGCUUUGAAAAAUAAAUUAUGCAUGAAGCUAUAGCAUGAAAAGAGUUGCCAUAUAAAAGUAAUCGUUCAGCAUAACGGAAGGUUACCAUUUUGAAAAAUUAUAUUUUGUUGUAGGCUUGAUUGAAAGUUUUCGUAUCGGCACAUGCCCGAAAGUGCUUGUGUUACAUAAAGUAAAUGAAAUAUAAACUGAACGAAAAUUAAUCAAUGGUUUUUUUUUUUCUGAAAGAAGUCAUUGCCAGCAAUUUAAUUCGACACCUUUCGGAAUUCGAACACUUGUAAUCCACAAUAAUCUUGAUGUUAGGUAUUAAUGAAGGCGUUGUCCUAAAAAGUUUCGAGGGUCGUUUUAUUAAUGCGAAGUUUUGUAAACGAAAUUUAAUAGUGGUUAAGAUUGAUGAAAAUGCCUAAUGCUAUCGAAAAACUAACUGCUGCGGUUGAUAAUUCAUAAAAGAUACCGAUUUAGCAGUUUGGACACUAGGAAGGCCGAUAUUAGCCUCGUCGCGUUUAUGACAGGGGCUUGGUGUGAUUUAAUAAGACUUACUUAUCCAAGUCACGACAUCCCUAGUAUCGCCAAAUGUUGAAAUUUUUGAUACAGCGCCACGCCAACCGCCACAUGAUGUACAUUAUCGCCAUGAGUCGCGCAGUAGUGAUGUGGCUUGGUAUAUUAUCGCCACACAUAUGCAAUACCAGUUAAAUAUUAUCUAUUCCUCUCAGUCUAGAAUUCGAAGGUGUGUCGAAUUGAUUAUGGGCAUAAAAUUUGAGAACACAAUGAAAACUGAAAAGUCGUAAUUUUUAUCUGGCUGCAUGUCAAAAGCCUAUUUGUGCUUUUCUUAAAAACUGUCAAAGUAAGUCUUGCCAUUAUUAACUAAUGUUUUAAAAAUUAUGGCAGCUCAAAAGAAAUUAUGGCGAAGCCAAUCACACUUGCCAUUUUAGGGUUUAAAUAUGUUCAAAAAUUUCCUUAUGACAUUUGAGUCGGUUGGUUUCUAAGGCGGUGGAAUAUGUCCAUUUGGAAAUGCGGUAAAACUUUUUCUCUAGUUCAAUGUAUUACUGUUUUGAAUUAG